This is a messenger RNA of Siniperca chuatsi (mandarin fish), 5544 nucleotides long. It is a transcript of the gene srcin1a, whose product is annotated as SRC kinase signaling inhibitor 1. The transcript is spliced from 23 exons. Gene Ontology annotation, biological process: regulation of dendritic spine morphogenesis. Lineage: Eukaryota; Metazoa; Chordata; Actinopteri; Centrarchiformes; Sinipercidae. The record is from RefSeq and is a predicted model, not a curated record. Bases 546 to 5204 code for a protein of 1552 amino acids. Gene Ontology annotation, cellular component: postsynaptic density; cytoplasm; actin cytoskeleton.
GUGUAAUGGGGAGGAAAUAAGGCAUGGAGCGAGCAAGCGAGAGAGAGUGGGUAAGGGAGUGUGAAUUUAUCAUGGGCAAAAUUUGUGCUUCAUUCUUGGCUGUGUGCUGAGUAUCCCUGGACCGGCAUGCACAGUCUCCCAAGGCUCAUACUGCUGAAGAGUACGCCCCUCUCUCUCUCUCACACACACACACAGGCUCUCCCACGCAACCUCUCCCUCACACACACAAACACAUACACACACACACACACGUGCUCGCAGUCACACACGCACAGUGCUGUCAGGAGCGCCGCUGCUGGACCACAGCCAUCUCGCGAAGGAGGUUCCAGCGGAGGGAAGAGAAAGCCAGAGCGAGACAAAGGGAAGGAGGACGGUAGAAGGAGAGGAGCGAAUAGGAGCGCGGGGACCGGCACAAGGAAGGAGAGACCCAGCGCUUUGUGAAGAACAGAAAGCAAGCGACAGCAGGAGGGAGGAGGAGAGAGGAAAAAAGAGGAGGGGGAACAGGAAACGCGAUCACUUUCAGCUGCAGCGGUCCGUGUCGCAGCAUGGGCAAUGCACCAUCCCAAGCCAACGCCGGGGCCUGUUUUCCUAAACAAGAUCCCGAGCGUGGUGGCAGUCACGUGAUCUCGACAGAUGACUUGGAAUAUCCACGAGAGUACCGGACGCUGGGGAACAGCGCUCGGCGCUUCUCCAAUGUGGGCCUGGUGCACACGUCGGAGCACCGGCACACCGUCAGCGCUGCCCAGAGCCUGGAGGCCUUGACCAACCUGCACAAGGCUGAUAUGGAACGCAAGAGGGAUGCCUUCAUGGAUCACCUGAAAAGCAAGUAUCAGCAGCAGCAGCAGCAGCUGCAGCAUCCGCACCACAGCCCGCACCACAGCCCGCACCACAACCCACCAUCACCCUCACCCUCCCACGCCAGCAUGAGGGGUACAUCAGAGCGGUCUGCACGUGAACAGCAACAGCCCAACUACUGGAGCUUUAAGAGCCGCAGCCCACGGCAUUCCCAGUCUACCCAGUCUGGGCUUGCCGACCAGGCCGCCAAGCUCUCCUUUGCCUCCGCUGAAUCCUUGGAGACCAUGUCAGAAGCCGACAUUCCCCUCGGGUUCAACCGGAUGAACCGAUUUCGCCAGAGCCUGCCGCUGUCCCGCUCUGCCAGCCAGAAUAAGCUACGAUCUCCAGAUGAAUAUUCAGGCGUGCUGUUCCUGCAGUAUGGAGAUGAGACACGUCGGGUGCACAUCACCCACGAGCUGAGCAGCCUGGACACGCUGCAUGCUCUCAUCGUGCACAUGUUCCCUCAGAAAUUGACAGCAGGUAUGCUGAAGUCACCCAACACGGCCAUCUUGAUCAAGGACGAGGCCCGCAACGUCUUCUAUGAGCUGGAGGACGUUCGGGACAUCCAGGACCGCAGCAUCAUCAAGAUUUACCGCAAAGAGCCCAUCUACGCCUCCUACCCUGCUGCUGCACACCUGGCUAACGGAGACCUGAGGAGGGAGAUGGUGUACUCCUCUCGUGACUCCUCCCCAACGCGCCGCCUUAACACCCUCCCCUCUUCUACGGUCUCAGCAUCCUCUGGCUCUCCAUCCCGCUCUCGCCUCUCCUACAGUGGGGGCCGUCCUCCAUCCUUUGCUGGGUCCCAUCCCCAGCAUGAACAGCCCCGACAUGCCCACCAUCCCUCAGCCGGCCACGGUGCCAACGCAGGCCUGUCUCCCUCACCCAGUGCCAUCCUGGAGCGUCGUGAUGUCAAGCCUGACGAAGAAGUUUCUGCAAAAAACAUGGCGCUGAUGAAAAACGAGUCGCUGUAUGCAGAUCCCUACAGCCUGAUGCACGAGGGCCGCCUCAGCAUUGCAUCCACCCAGUCAUUAGCUGCCAUUGGAGACCCCUUUAGCUUCCCUGUUUCCAGUGGCCUGUACCGCCGUGGCUCUGUGCGCUCACUCAGCACCUACUCAGCCGCUGCUCUUCAGGGGGACCUGGAUGAUUCCCUCUACAAGCCUGGAGGUUCGCUCUACUCUGACACAUACUCCUCAGCCACACUGGGCAUGGGUUUUCGCAUGCCGUCCUCAUCCCCGCAGAAAAUCCCUGACAUGCAGCUGAGGGAUAGGGACUCGUAUUCCAGCUCACCCAGCAGAGCCUCACCUGUCAGGCAGACUUUUCGCAAGGACUCGGCUUCCUCCUCUGUGUUUGUGGAGAGCCCAAAGUCGAGGCCCAGCUCAAGUUCAGAGCCUCUGUGUCUGACAGCCGGGCCUGGGGAGGGUGGCAGGGCCACGCCUGGCUUUGGUUCUUCAAUGUCUGGACAAGACUGUGACAGCAGCAGGGAUCAUCGUCUGGAGCGAAUGGAGGCGAUGGAGAAGCAGAUAGCCAGCCUUACUGGCCUGGUUCAGAGUGUGCUGACCAGAGCACCAGACAGUGACAGCACAUGCGGCCUGCUGCGUCUCUGCAUGAUGGCGGGCUGCCCUCCGGACCAAGGGACGGAGUUCUCACGGCCAUUACCUUUCUCUUCCAGCGAGAAGACCGAAACCAACAGCGACGGCUCCGCCACUGGAACUGGACGGCUGAAGCAGAAAGCUCAUACACCAUCUGCACCUCUAGCUCUGAUGCCGCCACCACCUUCUAACACAACCCAGAUGAACAGUGUUGGCCGCUUGCAGAUGCAGCUCCACCUGCACGGCCUGCAGCAAAAUGCCACUGACCUGCGCAAACAGCUCACCCAGCUACGCAAGACACAGCUGGAGAACCAGGAUUCGGUGCGAACUCUGUUGAAGCGGACAGAAGCGGAGCUGAACGUGCGUGUGGCCGAUGCCCUGAGGAAGCAGGAGGACCCUCUGCAGAGACAGCGCCUCCUGGUGGAGGAGGAGAGACUCAAGUACCUCAACGAGGAGGAGCUCAUCAUCCAGCAGCUCCACGACCUGGAGAAAUCAGUGGAGGAGAUCCAGAAGGAGUCAUCUGUCAACCACAAGCUGGUGACAGUGCAGGAGCUGGAGGAGAAGGCCACUGUUCUGAGAAAGCUGGGAGAAACACUCACAGAACUGAAAAAUCAGUUCCCAGGCCUGCAGAGUAAGAUGCGGGUGGUGCUCAGGGUGGAGGUGGAGGCCGUCAAAUUCCUGAAAGAAGAGCCACACCGUCUUGAUGCCCUGUUAAAACGCUGCAAGACUAUAACUGACACCCUCGCCACCAUGCGCAAACAAGCGAAUGAAGGGGUGUGGAAGAAGCAGGAGGACUUCUCUAGUCCUUCAUCAAAGCACAAUGACUUGCGAAAGUUUUCAGACUUUGACAUCCCCACCAGCCCACCACUCACCAUCAAUGACCUUGGGGGAGGCAACAGCCUGUCCAACUGGAGCCCCCACUCCAGCCUCAACCGUGGCCACGUGAACCCAUCUGGCCCUCACAAGGACAAUCAUCCUCCUGUUCCCCACAAGGGCAAAGCCCUGGAGGAGCUGGAACGCCGUGCUGCUGCUGACAAAGCUUUGUCCGUGGAGGUCCGACUGGCAGCAGAGCGGGACUGGGAGGAGAAGCGGGCCAGUCUGACCCAGUACAGUGCCCAGGACAUCAACCGAUUGCUGGAGGAGACCCAGGCUGAGUUAAUGAAAGCUAUUCCAGACCUGGACUUUGCUGCCAAGCAGAUCAAGCCCUCCUCCAACACACCAUCCUGCCAGACCCCCCAAUGUGGGACAGGAACCCAAGAGCACCGUGCCAACAAGCCCCAGCACAAGCUUUCUGGGAAAGAGGGAGGAUCCAGGCGUGGCUCUGAUGAGCUGACAGUACCACGGUAUCGCACAGAGAAACCCUCCAAGUCUCCUCCUCCUCCACCACCUAGACGCAGUUUUCCCUCUUCUCCAGGCCUAACCACCCGUAGUGGAGAGCCCCUCAUUCCUGGAAAAAGUAUAAAGAAGUCUGAAUCUGAAGAGACUGAAGGCCAGAAGCCUCAUGUAAAACUGAGGAGGGCCGUGUCUGAAAACCCUCGUCCUGCAUCUACACCCCCCACACUGGCCUCUGGGGACAAGGAGGAAGGAGAGGAGGAGAAAAUUGCUGCCGAAUUGGAGCGGUCCAGCUGUGCCUUACUGGACUGCUCUAGACUUGAGAGGGACCUGCAUGGGACAGACCACACAGGCAGCACAUCAGAUGAAACAGGAAGGCGCUUGUCUCCUGUCCCCCACAUCGUCUUGACAGAGUGUUUGCCAGCUUUGCCCGCUGCCUCAGAGGAUCCUGUCAGUGAUUUAACAAAUGACCCUGUAGAAGAGAGUCCAUCACAAGAUUGGACUGGUCAUUACACGGUCAACCAGACUCAAAUUUCAAAAGAAAGGGAUUCAUUUGGAAGCCCUCCUCAGCGAGAGCAGCGUUGUUUUAAAGAUGAUAUGGAAUUAAAACAGGAAGUUGCCCUGCUUGUGACAGAGCUGGAGGUAAGGGUGGUGUCUUCCCUUGAGGUCCAGGAGCUCAGCAGAACUACAGUAGAAGCUCUGCAGACUCUGACCAUCUCACCACAGACUGAAGAGGUCUCUGAGGUCCAGCUGAGUGAACGGCCUCUCCUAGUGCUCCUUAGAGAGGAAAAAACAGUCAGGGAGGCCUACAGGCUGCUGCUUUCCCUUUUGGAGUCAUCUAAGCCAGUGCCCAAACCCAGAAUAAAAUCCUCCCUCCACUCGGGCCAGCAGAGCUCUCUGGUGGAGGCUCUGAGGAGAGGGAUAGAGACAGGUGAUAGGUUGCUGACACUUCAGCACAACACUGAAAUUAAGACAAUUUCUGAGGUACAGCAGAAUUCAGUAAACUCUACUCUUAAGUCUAGUGGGUCAGCUCGCUCUGUGGACAGUCUAGCCAACCAGACCCAGAGGAAAACAGGAGAAGAUAUCCGACGCAGCACCUACAGGAGGCUGGACAGCUUGGAGGAAACUAUUCGUGAGCUGGAGAACACCUUGAUAGAGAUCGGUAGCCAUCCAGCUGCAGAGCAGCUCUACACUGGGACAACCACCAAAAGCACUCCUGUACAGAUGUCAGGCAGUCCAACCUCAGAGAUAAAGAAGCCACCAGUCCCACCCAAGCCGACCUCUUUGGGCCCAGCAUCGAUCCAGGGAGGGAAUAGUUCUAGCGUUGGUAAGGUUCUCCACUCCUCGGCUGCCUCCAAACUGAAGCACCUGCAGCAAAACAGCACAGACAAGACUAAAAGUGGCAAACGAGAGGACUUCCUGAAGAUCCAGGGCCAGCAGCAGCAGUGAGCGACCUGUCCGUGUCCAGCCUCUUCAGCUUCCUCCUUCUCCUGUUCACCUGACUAGAGAGCUACUCAUAUCCAUCUGCCCCCUUUACUUCAUCAGCUUCUUUCACAUUUUCAGUGUUUACUGAACCCCAAUCUGUGGAUGUGUGUGUGCGUGUGUGUGUGCAAGCAUGCAUGCACGGGCAUGUUUGACUGUAAUGGUAAGGGAAGGUGCUGCGGGGGACAGUGCCCAGACAAUUUUAAGACUUGAAUUUUUCAGAAUUUCCCCUUUGAUCUCUGAAAACCUCCCCUCCCCCUUCCUGUCUUCUGUGUCCCUGCUCUACCUGAAGGCCUUGGGGACCAAC